Amoebophrya sp. A120 is the source of this 385-nucleotide messenger RNA. NCBI's taxonomy places the organism in Eukaryota, Dinophyceae, Syndiniales, Amoebophryaceae. The record is from the annotation of a GenBank genome assembly.
CGCAACGGAAUGGCGGCCGUUUGGCGCAACAAAAUGGGGGCCGCUCGGGCGGGGCGCGCACUUCUUCCGAAAGCCCUCGGGGCGUUUUCUCUGAAAGCGAAGGCCCCGCGCCGGUUUGCUGCAGGUUUCUGCGCAAUAGAGAGCGGCCGCCGAAGUCCUUCCCGACUCUCCCGAAGGGAGAGAAUCGGCGACGCCAUUGGCCGGAUCAGGGCGGAGCGCGGUACGCGACGGGGCGCAGAAGAGCGGGGCGCGGGGGGUCGCAGUGAAUAAUGUGCCGCGGCGGGCUUGGGUUAUGUAUCAAGCUGCUGCAGCGUCGCGCGGAUCUGGUUGGCGCUGCCCACCCAGCCAGCUCAGCAGCAGGCGGGGGCCCUCGCUUUGCCUUUGG